Aphidius gifuensis is the source of this 2038-nucleotide messenger RNA. RefSeq names its product probable ATP-dependent RNA helicase DDX52 (gene ais). The record is from RefSeq and is a predicted model, not a curated record. Gene Ontology annotation, biological process: maturation of SSU-rRNA. Gene Ontology annotation, molecular function: nucleic acid binding; ATP binding; RNA helicase activity. The coding region runs from base 143 to 1993 and encodes 616 amino acids. Gene Ontology annotation, cellular component: 90S preribosome. NCBI's taxonomy places the organism in Eukaryota, Metazoa, Arthropoda, Insecta, Hymenoptera, Braconidae. The transcript has 7 exons.
GGAUUUGGUCGUUUUUCUCUCUCGAGCAGUUGUUGACAAGUUGAAGAGAGAUUUAACACGUGCUUUUGGUCUUUCAACAAAAAUAUAUAUAAAUAUUUAAUUUAUUUGUUGAUUAAAUAACAGUUUGUUAAAAAAAUUAGCCAUGGAUAGUUUUGAUAUAUUUGCCACACUAUCAGCUGGUGUGAAAUUUAACAAAAAUAAAUAUAAAAAAGAUGCUGAUAGAUUUCACUUAGGAUCAAAAAAACAAUCAACUGAUGAUGUUAAAAUAAAAAUUGAAAAAACAGAUAAUGAAAAUGUUGUUUCAUCAAAAAAAAGAAAAAUUCAAGAAGUUGAAGAUGAGUCGAAUGAUGAAAAUGAUGAUAAAUCAUUUAAUAAAAAUAAACAAACAACCCUGACUUUACUUGAUGGAAUGACAGUACCAAGUGAUGGAAGUAAAAUUAAAAAGAAAAAGAAAAAAAUUAUGAAUGAAGUUAAAAUACUUCAACAAGAAAAAGAAAAGAUAAAUGAAUUUAGAAAUAAAAAUAGAAUAUCUGUUGUUGGAAGACAAGUUCCAAAGCCAAUUGAUAGUUUUGAUAAAUUGUCAGAAUCUUAUAAUGUUUCAAAUGAUUUAAUUGAAAAUAUAAAAAAUUGUGGAUAUAAAGUACCAACUCCAAUUCAAAUGCAAGCAAUUCCAAUUUUAUUAGAGAAACGACAAACACUGGCAUGUGCACCAACUGGAUCAGGAAAAACAGCAUCAUUUUUAAUUCCAAUAAUUCAUCAUUUAAAAGAACCAAAAAAACUUGGUUUUCGUGCAUUAAUAAUAUCACCAAGUCGUGAACUUGCUAAACAAACAUAUCAUGAAUGUAUACGUUUAUCAGAAGGUCGUGAUUUUCGUGUUCACACAAUAAGUAAACCAAAUCAAGCAAUGACAAAAUAUGGACCAAAUAGUUCACAAAAAUUUGAUAUAUUAAUAACACCACCAAAACGUUUAUUGGAUUUAUUAAAUCAUGAUCCACCAGCAAUAUCAUUAAAAAAUAUUGAAUGGUUAGUUAUUGAUGAAGCUGAUAAACUUUUUGAAGAUGGUAAAAGAAGUUUUCGUGAACAAAUUAAUGAAAUAAUAAAUGCUUGUACAAAUGAAAAACUUUGUACUGUUAUGUUUAGUGCAACAAAUACAGCUGUUGUUGCUAAAUGGUGUAGACAUAACCUUAAAAGUUUAAUAAAUGUUACAAUUGGACAGAGAAAUGCUGCUGCUGAAGAUGUUGAUCAACAAAUAUUAUUUGUUGGUAGUGAAAGAGGUAAAUUGGUUGCAAUGAGAAAUAUUAUUAAUGAAGGAAUGGCACCACCAGUUUUAAUAUUUGUACAAAGCACAGAAAGAGCUGAAGAAUUAUUUAAAGAACUUAUUUAUGAUGGUAUUAAUGUUGAUACUAUUCAUUCUGAAAGAACACCAACUCAAAGAGACAAUGUUGUACGAUGUUUUCGUGAAGGAAAAAUAUGGGUUUUAAUUUGCUCUGAAGUUAUGGCUCGUGGUAUUGAUUUUAAAGGUGUUAAUCUUGUUAUUAAUUAUGAUUUUCCACCAUCAGCUAUUUCGUAUGUUCAUAGAAUUGGUAGAACUGGAAGAGCUGGUCACAAAGGAAAAGCUAUAACGUUUUUUACUGAACAAGAUACUAUUAAUCUUCGAAGUAUUGCUGCAAUUAUGAAGGCAUCUGGCUGUGAAGUACCAGAGUACAUGUUGGCAAUGAAAAAAUGGAAUAAACGUGAUCGUAAAAAGAAAGAACUUGAAACACCAAAACGUGCUUCAAUAUCUACUAUUGUAAAGUUCAAAAAUAAAAGACAAAGAAUAGCUGAUGCAAUGAAACAAAAAAGUGAAACAGAUAAAGUUAAAAGCAAUAAACUAAAAAAUAAAUUAAAUGAUAAAAAUCGUAAAACAAAAACAGCUAAUGAAUCGGUUCAAAAAACAAAAAAAAUUAAAAAAACAGUAGAUAAAAAAAUUAAAUCAUCUACUGAAAAAUCUUAAAUUUUUUUUUAUAAUUAUAAUUUAGCUGAUGAAAAAAAAAAAAAA